AUGGCUUCUGACCUACGUUUCUCGACUGUUUUCUUAUCGCAAUUUCGACCUGUUAACUCCCCUGCUAAUCGACCCAAGUGGAAUGCUGUGAGUAAAACACGAAGUGUUAAUUUAAUUUAUAAUCCAAAAAUAUCCAACUCCAAUUCGUUUCGAAGAGGUUGGGAUCACGAACUUCGCCGAAAACGAGUUCAUAGAUUACCACCACUGAAACGAAAAAGAGAUCUUGGUAAGUCAACACAAUUGUCCAUUGAAGGUCCACAAUCAAACCAUCAAUUGGCCAUUGAAUAUAAUGAUGAUCAAUCGUUGGCCACAGAACAUAUGGCAAAUAUCGAUUAUGCUGCAAUCACAUCAGGUCGAUCGAGUAAAGCACUUGUUCCAUUGCAGCAUGUUCCUAAUCUUGAACUAUCCAAUGAAACACCACGAUCUCAACGGCCAAUACAACAGGAAUGGUAUGAUGAAGCGAGCAAAUCUCGUUUGACUCAUAGAACUGAUAUGGGGCGAAUCACACAUAAUUCAUUUCGAGAUUCAGUUGUUUCUGUUCAUCAAACAAAUACGCCGCGAGAACUGCAAACAUUUCGUUCGUCAACACGGAAUAGUCAAAAUAGCGUAAUGAGCGGCACAUUACUUGAUUCAUCUAUUAGAACUAAUCGAGCAACCGAACUUCGUCUGUCAAGAGACAUGGAUGAACAUCAUCAACAUUCGCACGAUCCAAGCCAAUCAAUGCCGAUUGAAAUUCGAGGUUUUCAAUUGCAGGGUUCCCAAUUAACUGUGCCUGAUAAUGCAACUAUUCGUCCCUUAUCAAACAUAAGUUAUCGAGCAAGUGAACGAGUAAAACAUCGUCGUGUCUAUCCAUGGAGUACUUUACAUCCAAAUGGAACACCAAGUCGAAAUAGUUCACUGUUGCCUAUUGCUGAAUAUCGACAUACAUCAUUUCAAACGUCUAUUGUAGAAACGCCACCAUUGAUUCAAGAAGAAUAA
Molecule: messenger RNA, 978 nt
Organism: Rotaria socialis
Lineage: Eukaryota; Metazoa; Rotifera; Eurotatoria; Philodinida; Philodinidae
Source: the annotation of a GenBank genome assembly